Molecule: messenger RNA, 2904 nt
Organism: Hordeum vulgare subsp. vulgare (domesticated barley)
Lineage: Eukaryota; Viridiplantae; Streptophyta; Magnoliopsida; Poales; Poaceae
Product: septin and tuftelin-interacting protein 1 homolog 1-like
Exons: 2
Coding region: 182-2725 (847 amino acids)
Biological process (GO): spliceosomal complex disassembly
Cellular component (GO): U2-type post-mRNA release spliceosomal complex
Molecular function (GO): nucleic acid binding
Source: RefSeq, a predicted model, not a curated record
CAGUCUCUCGUUUUGCUCAAAAAAGAAAAAGGAAAAGAAAAACAGUCGCUGGUGGAAUAGUCCCCCCGACGCGCUCCCUCCCUCCGUCUCUACCCCGACGUGUGCUCGGCGGCGGCGGCGGCGGCGGCGAACUCCGGCGGACAAGGCUUCACGGGCGGCAAGGUCGAGAGGCGGCGGAGCCAUGGAGGAGGACGCCGAGGGCAUGGACCGCCUCGACAUGGACGGCGACUUCGUGGGCGGCCGCUUCGACCGCGACGGGGAGUUCUACUACAAGAGCCGCCGCCAGCGGGCGCCCCAGACCCGCGACGACGCUGUCUACGGCGUCUUCGCCGAGGGGGACUCCGACUACGACUCCGAGGAGGACGAGGCGUCGCGCCGGCGCCGGCGCCGCAAGCGCCGCAACGACGACUCCGAGCCCGACCUCACCAGGCCCGUGCAGUUCGUCUCCAAGGGCAUCAGUGCCCCAAAGCCAGAGGAGGAGGAGGAGCAGCAGAGGUCUGGGCUUGGCCAGGCCGCAUCCUCCUCGGCCGCCGCCGCCUCCCAGGAGGAUGCAGAGGACGACCAGGAGCCGUACAUGGGCCUGCCUACGGGGUUUGGGCAGCGGAUCGCCGAGGGUGCGCGCGCGAGGCGGGAGGAGAAGGAGCGGCAGCAGGAGUCUGCCAAGCGCCGGCGCGGUGCAUCCGGGGCAGGGUUUGAAUCUGGAAAACCGGCACCGCCACCUGGGAGCCUGGAGUCCAACACCAAGGUGGCUAAGAUGAUGGCUAUGAUGGGGUACAAGAGAGGAGAAGGCCUCGGCAAGAAUGCUCAGGGAAUCACUGCACCAGUGGAGACCACCUUGCGCCCCAAGAACGCUGGACUCGGCAGCGUCGAGGGGUUUAAGGAGCCCAAAGCUUUCACUCCCAAGGAAAACUUGCCACCCCCACCUCCUCCACCGCCUGCCAAGAAGGAAAAGCAACGGUGGUCCAAGAAGGCCAGCGCGAAGAAGGAUCAGGUAUUGACUAAGAAUGAGCUGUUGGCAAGGCGUGCCGAGCAGGAACAGGAUGAGCAGCCCACACUUGUCCAAAAGGUGAUUGACAUGCGAGGGCCUCAGGCUCGUGUGUUGACAGACUUGAAGGGGUUGAGUACUGAACAUGAGAUGGAGGCAAAUGAUGUGCCAAUGCCGGAGUUGCAAUACAAUGUGCGGCUGCUUGUUGAUGAGACUGAGGCUGAUAUUGUCAGGUUGGAUGGGCAGCUGCGACGGGAGCAGGAGAAGGUGGCUAGUUUGGUGCGUGAGAAGGAGAAAGUAGCAAAGCAGGAGGCUUUGCAGAAACACCAGCUGCAAGUUAUGGAGACAAUUGCAAAUGUGCUGGAGAAGGUCCGGGUUGAUGACACUGCUGGUUUGCUCACUCUGGGGGGGUUGCUUAAGACCUUCCAGGAAUUGAAGUUGCGAUAUGAGGAGGAGUUCAAAAUUUGCAGUGUUGCCUGGGUUGCUUGCCGAUUUGCGCAUCCACUACUUAUCCGGGUAUUUCAGGGGUGGCAGCCGCUGCAGAAUCCAUUGUUUGGCUUGGAGGUCAUGUCAUCGUGGAAGGAUUUGCUGCAGGGUGACCAGCCAUAUGAUUUCUCAGAUGCUACUGAAUCAAUGGCUCCAUAUGCACAGCUGGUCAGUGAGGUCAUCCUACCAGCUGUGCGGAUAUCAGGAACUAAUUCAUGGAAGGCUAGGGAUCCAGAACCAAUGCUCCGUUUUCUUGAGUCAUGGGAACGGUUGCUGCCCCCUAUCGUGCUCCAUUCAAUAUUGGAGCAUGUAAUAAUGCCAAAGCUCACAGCUGCAGUUGAAUCUUGGGACCCGCGGAGCGAGAAUGUACCAAUCCAUGUAUGGGUACACCCAUGGCUGCCAACUCUAGGGCAAAGGAUAGAUACACUGUGCCACUCUAUCCGGUACAAGCUGAGUAGUGUCCUCCAAUUAUGGCAAGCUCACGAUUCAUCAGCUUAUGCUGUGCUAUCUCCAUGGAAGGGUGUAUUUGAUCCAGCAAGUUGGGAAGACUUGAUAGUGCGUUAUAUCAUUCCUAAACUGAAAAUGGCACUCCAGGAGUUCCAGAUUAACCCAGCAAGCCAAAAGUUUGACCAGUUUAACUGGGUUAUGAUCUGGGCUUCUGCUGUCCCGGUACACCAUAUGGUCCAUAUGUUGGAAGUUGAUUUCUUUAGCAAGUGGCAGCUGGUUUUGUACCAUUGGCUGAGCUCACCAAAUCCUGAUUUCAAUGAGAUAAUGAAUUGGUAUAAGGGCUGGAGGGGCCUUUUCCCACCAGAGUUACUUGCCAAUGAACGCAUACGGAUGCUUCUAACGGCUGGUCUUGAGAUGAUGAACCAAGCUGCUGAAGGACAUGAGUUGGCACAGCCAGGGGCUAGGGAGAAUGUUGGCUUCUUGAGAGCAACAGAGAAGCGGCAAUUUGAUGCAGCACAGCAAGCAUCGCAAUACCCAUCUUACCAUGCUGUGCCAGGAGCAGCCAUGUCAGAGAUGAGCUUCAAGGAGUCUAUUCAGGCAUAUGCGGGUGACCAAGGUUUGUUGUUUAUGCCUAGAGUUAACAAAUUCUACAAAGGUAUGCAAGUGUAUGAAUUUGGCACCGUGAGUAUUUGCAUUGAUUCCGUCAAGCGACUACUCUAUGCCCAACUCCAAGAGGGAGCUGAACGGUGGAGUUCUGUGUCUCUUACACAAUUGCUGGAAAUGAACAGGAUGGCAAGACCACAUUAGGAGAUCAUAUAUAACUUGGAAGUUUCAUGUGAUCAUUUUUGUGAGCAAUGUUGUAGAAUUACUUAUAAAGAACAAAGUUUCUGAUGAUGUAUCUGAAUGUGAUUUUCCACAUUUCAACAUGGAACUCGGUUUUUAUUGUCCUACAAUGAAUAAUUGAUGCAGAACUGUUUCUACCUGUA